AUGUCAGCAUCAGCUAGUCAAAAUGAAGGCUUUAUUGAAGUCAAAAUUGAUGAAGAACCUGAAGUAAAAGGAAACGAAAAAAAAUCCGAGGACAAAGACGAUGAAACGAACACUGACGAAGAAGAUGAGAUGCCUUCAAAAUAUUUUGCUAUUAGUCCGGAAGGUGACUUUGCAGUUGAAUUUAUAUUAAAGGAAGAUUUUGAAUUCGAAUUGCAAAUGUAUACUAUUGAAAAAUUGGAUAAUAAUGAAGGCUUACCAUCAACAAGCGAUUCGGUGAUGAAGGAUGAUUUAAAAUUAGAGAAUGAUAUAGAUCUAGAAGAUGACAAGAAAACAUCAUACAGGGAACUUUCCAGUAUUCCUACUUCCUUUAAAUUUACCGAUAAGCAACUAAAUUUAAUUAAGAAUGAACAUGAAAACAUAUUUAGUGCCGUAUCAGAUAAAUCAACUAGCUUACCAGAAUAUAGAUUAUUAGCAAUAUCCUUUAUUAACAUUAAGGAUAUGAAGUAUUAUAGGGAAAGCACUAAUGGAAUACACCCAAUAGAAACUCUUAAUCACGGUUUUACUUUUGUUUUCAUGAUCAAGAAUGAAGAUUAUUCAAUUAACUAUAUUAAAGAAUUACAGAUUGAAUAUGGCGGGAUAGUCAAAUUAUUUUCUAAAAAUGACAAUAUAAUUGACGGGCACCUUCUUAUUAUUUUGGCAAUUUCGGGGAUUUACAAGUAUCAUGUGAAUAUGAAUAAAUUUCUUAACAUUAAUUAUGUACAAAAGUUAAAAUAUCCAAAAAGAAUAUAUAAUGCUAUCAUUUAUAAUACAGAUGUGCUCUUUAGUAUUGGUUAUGAAUACGAUAAAGCAUGCUACAACGCGUAUGAUUCUUUAUGCGGGUAUAUUAAAUAUUGCAUAAAUAAGCAUUAUUUUUUGGUAGAUACUAUAAACGGAGAAAUUGGAUAUAUAGAACUUUAUGAUUUAAAAACAAACCAGUUAGUAAAUAUCUUUCAAAGACAAAUUUUAUUCAAAUCGAUAAUUAUAGAUAUUCCUACUUUAUCAUACGCAAUAUCAAACAAUAACAAAUUAUUAGCAUAUGUGUCUUUAUCCAUUAAAGGGAUCGAAAUAUAUUCUAUUGAAUGCGGCCUUAAAAUAGCAGAGCUUGUAGAUAUUCUAGAUAUAGAAGGCUUAGAAAAAGAAAUGUUUAUUAAUUUUUUUCAUAAUGACGAGAUGCUAUUUAUAUAUCUUUCAAAAGAAGAAUGGACUGUCUGGAAUAUUUUCUCCUCAUUACAAGAUUCUGUUCAAUUAGAGGAUCCAGGAUUUAUAUUAGAACUCCCAUUAGUAAAUUUUGAUGGACAUCAAAAAAUAGAACGAUCAAAUUCAUUCAUGGUCGUUGAUAAGGAUGACAAACUGGCUAUUUACGAUGAUUUGAUCGUAAAUAAAUACUUAAAACAUUUAAAACAAAAAAGUAAACAAGAUUGGAAGCAACUAUCAAGUGAAUAUUUUUCAAGAGAUGAUCUCGAAAAUAAGAUCCGAGAUCUUCAUGAUGAUGAAUCAGAAUUAGAUGAAUAUUAUCGGAUUCUUGAUCCCUAUGGAUAUUCUCAAUAUUCGUUUUAUCUUGAUGAGAAAAAAGAAAAGCUGCUUUUAAUUGAAGAACAAACACUUCAGGUUUGGCAUAAUCAAGUAAAAAUAACAAGCAUCAAGUACUGUAUCGGAAAAUUUGAGCUUAAACUUAAGUUUAGCAUUCAAAAAACUGAUGAUGUCGAGGGUUCACAUCAAAUUGAAAUGGAAGAUAAAAUUGAAGUAGAGAAAGAUGAAAUUAAAAUGGGAGAUGAAAUUAAGAAAGGUGAAAAUAAAACAAAAGCUGAAAUUAAGAUAGAAAGUGAAAUUAGAAUGGAAGAUUAUUAUAUUAUGAAUGUAGCAAAAUAUUCUUGUUAUUCGCUUGAAAUUUUAUCUAACCUCAAAAAGUUUGAACAGUUUUUUGAUAAAGAUAGAAAAUUAAAAUUCAACAAUAUCAUUCAACAAACACGAAAAAUAAUUUUGAGAUUUAUUAGAUUACAUCCAUCUGCUUGGCGAUUGUUAGAUAUCCGCUUUGAUUUAAUGAGUGUUCUUAUUAGAGCGAAGGAAUAUGAACUUGUAAAUGACAUUCUAUCUUUUGGAGAAUUGGUUCAUAUUUUGCUUGAUUACUAUUCUAAUAAUGCAGUUGACAACCUUGGAUUGAUGAAUACAGUUGCAGACAUCAUACCGGAAUUAUUUGAAAGUUUUUAUACCUACAGUAUAACACAGUUGGUUCCACAAGAUUCUAAGUUGGAUCUGCGAGAAAUCGAUUAUGAUAAAAUUGUCGAUAUUCGGAUGGUACCUUUACCAGAUUUCGCCACCAACAAAAGAAUAUUAACAGAUUCAAGAGAUAUAAUAGAAAGAAAACUUAAAAAUUUUAUAAAAUUUUUAAUUUUUCCUAGUCAAUAUUCAUCUUUGAAAGAGGAGGAUCACAGUCCCUUUGUUAAACUCAUAAUAAACUGUGAUUAUAAUAUUCGUGAGAUUAUAUAUGAAAAUCCAUCAAUGGGUGCAGUCAUGAAUUGGAUGUG
This is a messenger RNA of Racocetra persica, 2564 nucleotides long. The record is from the annotation of a GenBank genome assembly. NCBI's taxonomy places the organism in Eukaryota, Fungi, Glomeromycota, Glomeromycetes, Diversisporales, Gigasporaceae.